AUGUUUUCGAAGCGAGGAGGCCAACCGACGUCUUCGUCAGAGGAUUUACUCCGAACGCAAAUUCGCGCGCAGGCGAGAGAAAUAGCAUCCCUGCAGAGAGGUUUAGUCGAACUGAGAAGAGAAAACGCGAAAUUAUCGGACAUGGAUAAGAGACCUCUGAUGGAGAAAUUUAAAGACAACGUGAAGCAACUCGGGAGAGACACCGAGUGGUUCAAAUUGACAAAAAUCGACGAGGAAAUCACGGUGAACACGUAUCGUUCAAAAACGGACGCGAAAUUUAACUUGAUUAAACAACCAGCGACGGUUUCCGCGACGUUUCCGGAGUUGCAGAACGCGAAGAUAACGGUGGAAACGUCCUCGGCGUUACCCGUGAGAAUAGAGUUGAAUUCGCAACCGUUCAGAAGGGAAAUUUUAUCGGUAAAGGCGAAAUUUGAUUUGGAACGACUGUUCAAUUUGAACAACGGUCCGACGCUGGUCGUGCAACCGACGCCGUCGGCGUUUAAAUUGAAUCGAGAAACAAAAUGGAAUCCGACGUUAGAAAAAGAGAUGGCAAUAGACAACGUGCACGUUGUUGGGAAAUAUACUAUUGUGAACGAUUCGGUGUCGUUAGAUCACGUGGACUUUGAGGCGACGACGACGCAUAAAGACUACGGACAGUUUCGGUUGAAGAAAGUAUCGCACCACACAAUGAUGGAAGAAACGAAAGAUGUGGACGCGGACGGGUAUUGGCAGUUGAAAUGGAAGAUGAUGGGGAAACAUGGAAUCACGUUGACCGGAGACGCGACGACAAAGGAUGCUGGGGAAGUUGAAGCGAGAGUGAAGAAGCACUUUUCGAAGAGAAUCCACGUUUCGGUGGGAGGAAAAGCCAUGGCUCAAGAAGUAGACGCGACGAUUGGGUAUCAGUUUAUCGACGAAUUAGCGGGUUGGGAGGUUAUCGCUAAGAGUGUAGCGACGAGAGAUGGCGUGCAGAACCCAGAGUUUCUAUUAAACCACGCCUGGGAGUUCAAGACUGAAAAUGUUUGA
This is a messenger RNA of Bathycoccus prasinos, 1023 nucleotides long. RefSeq lists its product with no specific name. The coding region runs from base 1 to 1023 and encodes 340 amino acids. NCBI's taxonomy places the organism in Eukaryota, Viridiplantae, Chlorophyta, Mamiellophyceae, Mamiellales, Bathycoccaceae. The transcript has a single exon. The record is from RefSeq and is a predicted model, not a curated record.